Molecule: messenger RNA, 4202 nt
Organism: Micropterus salmoides (largemouth bass)
Lineage: Eukaryota; Metazoa; Chordata; Actinopteri; Centrarchiformes; Centrarchidae
Product: SUN domain-containing protein 1-like
Exons: 22
Coding region: 224-3238 (1004 amino acids)
Biological process (GO): nuclear envelope organization
Cellular component (GO): nuclear envelope; meiotic nuclear membrane microtubule tethering complex
Molecular function (GO): protein-membrane adaptor activity
Source: RefSeq, a predicted model, not a curated record
AUCUUUAUUUUUGUCGUUACGUCGCCAACUUUGCUAUAAAAGUGGAAAACGGACAGGAAACGGUCACUUCUCAGCGCUACGUGUUUAGCUAGCAGCAGCUAGCCGGCUGUAGCUUCACCUUAAAGCUCCGCCGUUACCGGCUUGUCGAAGGCUCCGCUGUCGCUCCAGCUACUCCUCGGCAGCGUCGGACUCUGAGAAGGAGCAGCAGAUCUUGUCGGGCAUCAUGUCCAGACGCAGCCUGCGGCUCGAUGACGGGCUGUUGGACCGCAGCCUGCCGCUCAGCAGCGCCUCCUUCAGCGUGGGAGGAGGCGGCUGGAGGAACGCCAGGUCAUUGAAGUCUCACCGUUCUCAGCAGCACUCGGCCUCCUGCUCGGAGUCUCUCCUCCUCAGCACUCCUUGUAAACUGGCCGGUCAGCCGCCGCUCCUCAACAGCAGCCUCCACAGCGUGGCCUCGGACGCCUCCCUGCUCUCCUCCCUGCUGGACGAGUCCUCCGUCCAGGAGACGACGCUGGUCGACACCUUCUGGGGUUUGGACCACGACGUGGAUCCCAAAGAAAGCACCGUCAUAGCGGAGCAGACCCUGCUGGCGGACCGCACUCUGAUUGGUUCAGACGGCCGCUGUCCCAAACACCCGGUCCAGACGCUCAGCAGGGUUUACUGUAAGGACUGCGAGCUCUCCUCAGACAGGAGGGAGGCCGUCGCCUCCUACUGCUCCUCCUCCAAAUACACCCCCGCCUCGCUGACGGGGCCGGGACCCUCGGAGCCCGGGGGCCAGGAGACCUCCACCAUCUACAGCAGAGACCGGAGCCGCAAGAGCAGGACAGAUGUGCUGCGGCUGUGGCUGGACUCGUCUCUGCCGUGUGUCAGGAGAGCGGCGGCCUGCUGCGUCUCUGUGCUGACGCACACCUGGCAGGUGUGCCGGGCGCUGGCCUCGCAGGUCCACGCACGGACCGCUCACAGACGAGGAGGUCGAUCCGGUCGCUGUGGAGUCAUGAACCUCAGGGAGUCCAGCACGAACCAGAAGGAGCUUCAACCCAGCGGAUCUCUGUUUAAACGCACCUCAUGCCUGCUGACGCCAACAGGUGACGACUGUGAGGGGAAAAGGCGCUCGGACACGGACGACGCCGUCUCCUCGCCUUCGGCCUCGUGGUCCUCAGUGGCUUCCUGUUUGUUGGGGCUGAUGUGGAGCGCCGCCGUCUUUACAGCUUCGUGUCUCUGGCGGCUGACUCUCAGGGCAGCUGCAGCCAUUUGGCCUCUGACCAAAGAAAUAUGUUCAGCUUCUCGGAGCGCCGCACGCUCUGCAGGUAAGACGGCAGUGGUUGCGUACAGGUGGCUCAACGGACGAUGGCAUCCCAUGACCGCAGGCUUCCUCCGCACUCGGUCUCCCCUCACGCUCCUCCUGGUUCUCCUCCCUCUGCUGCUCCUCUUCAGCCUGUGUUCGUUCGGUCCGGCCGGUCUACAGUCCGUCAACAUCACAGAGUGGAGGACGGCGGUCUCUGACGUCUCCGGUCUGUCCUCCAUCUACAGCUUCAUGUCCCCCCAGAGCCAAUCGGCAGAGGGCGCCGUGGAGGAGUCAAGGGAGGUGCAGCCCUACGUGGAGCUGACCUACAGCCGACCUCCACCGGCUGAAACGCCGUCAGGGGAGGAGGCACCGCUGGCGCCCGGUUCAGCUGUUAAAGACGAAGAGGAGGAGGAGGAGGAGGAGGCGGAGGCGGCAGCGGAGUCUGUGCGGCUCGUUCGCCUGGAGCAGAGUCUGACGGCGCUGUGGGAGCGCGUGGAGGCCGGAGGGCGGCGGGCUGAGCAGAGACACAGGGAGGUGGCCCGGCUGUACGCUGACCUCCAGGGCGACGGCGAGGGACUGGAGCCCUGGCUGAGCGGCCUGCUGGACCGGCAGCUGGACCAGCUCAGGAGACAACUGGACGAGGAGAGACUGCACAGGGACCAGACUCGGCAGCAGGAUCUGUUGCAGCAGCAGAGCCAAACGUCUCGUCUGGAUCAGCUGGAGCUGCAGCUGCGGACGCUGGCUGCAAAGACAGAGGAGGUGCAGCGGAGACACGAAGCUGCCGCAGUCCCAACCUCACCAACAACACUUCCAGCCGCCGUCAGUGUUGGUGUGGACCGUCUGUCCCAUGAUGCCUUGCUGGCGGAGGUUGCGCGGUUGGCGGCGGCUCUGGAGGACGUCCGGCAGCACGUUGAGGAUCUGUCAGAGUGUCAGGGCGACGGCCAACAGCUCGACAGAAUCCGGCAGACGGUGAGAGAGAAGACGCAAACCUCACUUAUUAUUACAGUAACAGUGAAGACGCGGCGAGGGUUCGCCUCGUCAGCUGGACCGUCACAGCUGCAGAUUUCAGCGCACGUGUCCGCUCAGGUCCGUGAGGAGGUUCGUACUCUGGUCUACGGCAACCAGCUGGCGGUGAGGGGCGGGGCCUCCGGGGACGACGACGCGGGCCUCCCGGAGUCUCUCCUCCGGUGGUUGUCGCAGCAGUACGUCACCGGGGCCGACCUGAAGGCGUCGCUGGCCUCCCUGGAGCUCAGCAUCCUGCAGAACAUCAGCCUGCAGCUGGAGCAGCGCCGCAGCGAGGAGACGGUCAGAGAGGCCGUCCUGCACGCCACCGGGGCCGCUGGGGCCGCCGUGACCACGGAGGACGUCCGUGUGAUCGUGGAGAACGCUCUGCGCCUGUUUUCUCAGGACCGGACCGGCCUGGCCGACUACGCUCUGGAGUCUGGAGGGGGCAGCGUCCUGAGCACUCGCUGCUCACAGACGUACAAGACGAAGGCGGCUCUGCUCAGUCUGUUCGGAGUUCCCCUCUGGUAUUUCUCUCAGUCUCCUCGGGUCGUCAUCCAGCCGGACGUCCAUCCAGGAAACUGCUGGGCCUUCAGAGGCUCCGCGGGCUUCCUGGUGAUCCGCCUCUCCAUGAAGAUCGUCCCCACCGCCUUCUCCCUGGAGCACAUCCCCAAAGCCCUGGCACCCAGCGGGACGCUGCUCAGCGCCCCCCGAGACUUCAGCGUCUACGGUCUGGAUGAUGAGAGUCAGGAGAGAGGGACGCUGCUGGGCUCUUACAGCUACGACCAGGAUGGAGAAGCUCUGCAGACCUUCUCCGUCGCUGAGCAGAACGACCGAGCCUUCCAGAUCAUCGAGCUACAGGUGUCGUCCAACUGGGGUCACCAGGAAUACACCUGCAUGUACCGCUUCAGGGUGCACGGGACGCCUGAGGACGCCCCAGAGACGAGUAUUUAAUCCACAGACGGCGUGGAGACGGCAGAGCAACAUGUCUGCUGUUUCCUGCUUCAGCCUCCUGCUGCUAACUGUGCCUGAGAAACCGCACGCUUCACUUUCAGCUGCUCUCAAGUCUCCCCAGUGACCAUAAACUCGCUUCCUUCCUUCCAGACCAGAUGUGAUCUGAGCGUCUGGUUUUCCUGUGGAAAAAGGAAACACUGACAGAUUUGAUGUGACGUCUAUAUGUUCUGUCAAUAGUUAAUAUUUUUAUAUCAGUGUUUUGUAUUUUCUGUGCUGAAGCUCCUUCAUGUUUGAGCCCCACUUUUCUUUUUAUCUGAACAUUAUUGCUGUCGAGAGCGGGACAUGUUCCAACUCUUUAUUCCCAUUAAUGUCCUGAAACUAACUGACCCUCCUGGUGAAGGGACAAAAUCUCUAAACACAUUUUUAAAGUUCAGCUGAAGAUAAAUCUGAAGCUUCGACAGCUUGAAUUCACAAAUCAAACGGAGUUUUGGUCUUUUUAGAGAGAAAUGUUGUCUUUGUGUUUCCACAUUCACUGCAUCCUUACCGAGCCGCAAUAGAGGAACACAAAGCGUUUCAAACUAAAGACCAAAUCAUAUUUAACUGUGGAUUUUAUGCCCCAGCACAUCCACUGAAAUGGCCUCAGGAGAGGAGGGGGUUAAUACGAUCCAUUAUGACCUAAAACCUGCCAAAUGUCCCCCAUGUGUGAGUAUUUGGUCCCGCUCACAGCUGCAGCACUGACCGUAAUGUAACUUUCACAAAAAACAUCUUUCUCAGGAAGUUUUAGAAGAAGAAGGAAUAGAUUUGCACCAAAGGCCUCGACUGCACUUAUGUUUCUGUUUUAUUUAUUUUGUCUUCAGGUUAAUGGAAGAUUUAAUUUUAUUAAGGAUUCUGACUAAUGUAUGUUUUUGUAUGUGAUUUGAAGCUGGACGUAAUAAAGACGUGAAAUUUUAAGUUUUUAUUGAAA